UAUUCACUCGGCAGUCAGCAUGGCGUCCGCUCCGCCAAGGCAACCCGCUGGCGCCAGCACACAGGAGCAAAUGAAAAGAGACUUUCUUCAGAGACUUCUAACUAAAAUUUCCCAGGCCACACAGAGACUCCCACUGGAUGUGGACUAUUUGAAGUUUGUGGUCAACCAGGAGAUGGUCCUUUUUAGGGCAUUGUCAGGCCAGGUUGAGAUGACACAAGAUGUUGUAAAUGCAUUGACAGAGCUGUCAAUACUUGUCAAUGCAGAUGACAGCUCUAAUAUGAGCCGUUGCCAGGUGCCAGUGAUGCAAGCAGAAAUGGGACGGCCAAAAUAUGUUGUGUCUCCUCAGCAACUACAAAGCCUGGUAGAAAUGUCUCUACCAGUGUCAUGUAUUGCGAAACAUCUGGGUGUAUCUGUGAGGACAGUGAAACGGCGCAUGCAUGAAUAUGGACUUUCCAUAAUGCAGUGCUACAGUAACCUAACCGAUGAACAACUAGAUAAUUUGCUGAGGUCGGUGAAGGCUAGGACACCACAUGUAGGGUGCAGAAUGAUGAAAGGAAUCCUGCAGGCCAUGGGUCACCGUGUCCAGUGGAACAGAGUGUAUUCAUCAAUGCAUCGUGUAGACUCCGUUGGUGUACUCUCAAGAAUGACAAGGAUGGGGUGUGUUGCAAGAAGGACGUAUACAUGUCAUGGUUAA
Molecule: messenger RNA, 694 nt
Organism: Sander lucioperca (pikeperch)
Lineage: Eukaryota; Metazoa; Chordata; Actinopteri; Perciformes; Percidae
Exons: 2
Coding region: 20-694 (224 amino acids)
Source: RefSeq, a predicted model, not a curated record